AUGUCGAGCAUAUACGUGCUCGAGCCGCCGACGCAAGGCAAGGUGGUGGUUACCACCACGUUGGGCGAUCUCGAUAUCGAGCUCUGGCCUCGUGAAGCCCCGAAAGCGGUGCGAAAUUUCGUGCAGCUGUGUCUGGAGGGGUAUUACGACAAAACCAUCUUUCACCGCAUCAUAAUUGGCUUCAUGGUGCAGGGAGGCGGCCCUACAGGAUCAGGCACGGGGGUCGGGGGCGGGGACCCCACAGGAUCCGGGACAGGGGGCGAGUCGAUCUAUGGAGAGCCUUUCAGGGACGAGUUCCAUUCUCGCUUGCGCUUCUCCCACCGCGGCCUUGUGGCGUGUGCCAAUGCGGGUGCGCCCCACAGCAACGGCAGCCAGUGGUUCUUCACUCUGGAUCGCUGCGACUGGCUGGACAAGAAACAUACUAUCUUUGGCAAGAUCACAGGGGACACCAUCUUCAAUGCGGUGCGACUGGGGGAGGUGGAUACUGAUGACAACGACAGGCCGUUUGACCCACCAUCGAUUAUCAGCGUGGAGGUCAUCUGGAACCCAUUCGAAGACAUCGUCCCCAGGACACUGCCUGCAAGACAGCAGCAAGAAACCAUGGCGAAGAGCCGGGGCAGGGACAAAGAGAAGCGGCGGCAGCAGCAGUCUCAGGUCAAAGGAACCAAGCAGUUGAAUCUCCUGUCGUUUGGAGAGGAGGCGGAGGAGGAGGAGGCUCAACUGGAGGAAGCUAAUUUGAGGAUGAGGAGCAGUCACGAUGUGCUCAAGGACCCUCGCCUGCUGGCUGAGACAGCAGAGGCUGUUCAGCAAAAGCUGGCCGGACGGGGAGGGGACGCAGAGGGGGAAGAGGAAGACGAGGAGAAUGGGCGAAGAGAAGGGGGGAGAGAAAGGGAGAGGGGAGGGGGUAGAGAAAGGGAGAUGCUUGUUAGAGGGAGAGAUGGUGGCAGACAAGGGGAGGGUGCUGACGGUGAGGGUGGGAGCAGGAGAGGCAGGAAAGGGGAAGAGACGGGUGGAAAGAGGGGGAAUAAGGGCAGUUCAGUGGGUCCUGAGGAAGUAAGGGGGAGGGAGAGAGGAGGUGAGGGAGAGGGGGAAGGUGAUGGUGAGGAAGCAAGUUUUGAUGAGCUGAUGAGGAGAAGGGUGUUGGAAAAACAAAGACGGUUUGGGAAGCAUGGGGUUGCGAGUGAGGGGGGGCGGAGAGGGGAAAAAACAGGGAGAGGAGGAGUGGGAGAUGGAGGGGAGAGGGAGGGGAAAGGUGCAGCGAGGAUCCAGGAUGGGGCUGGCACCAGGGAGCAGGCAAAAGGGGGACGAGCGAAGGAGGAACGAGGAAAAGGGGAGGAGGAUGAUGAGGAUGGGAGUGGUGACAGUGAUGGUAGUGAUGGGAGUGAUGAUGAGGAGGGAGGGAGAGGAGGGAAGGGGAGGGUGAGGGUGGAGAAGCUGCGAUUGAGGAAAGGGGCGAAGGGAGUGGGGAAGGGAGGAGGGGAGGGGGGAGGAGGGGGAGGUUCAGCGGGAGGGGGUUUGCUGGGGGAGGAGGAGGAGAGGCGGCAGCAGAUGAGGCAGAGGAAACGAGCUCUGGGGUCCAGACAAGAGAAAACGCUUGAGCUUCUGAACCGCUUCAAGUCCAAGCUAGCGGCUUCCAAGACAACGCUUGAGCUUCUGAACCGCUUCAAGUCCAAGCUAGCGGCUUCCAAGACAACGCUUGAGCUUCUGAACCGCUUCAAGUCAAAGCUAGCAGCUUCCAAAACAGUGCAGCCGAGAGAAACACGCACGGACGAAGACAAGGAGGAGGGUGCAGAUGAGGGGAGAGCGGACAGAAGAGAUAGGGAGAGGGAAGGAGAGAGAGGCAGGGACGGGAGUAACAGCAGCAAGGAGGGCAGCAGAAAGCGAGGGUUUGUUGGUUCAGAGGGGAAGGGACCGGGAGCGGCGGCAUAUGGGCCGGGGGGGAAGGCGAGGCAGGAUGUGGGAGGGGAUGGAGAGGAGGAGGACGAGGAGGGUGGGGGCGUUGAUUGGAUGGCUCACCGGCUGAAGUUUGAAGUGAAGAGGAACAAACGGGACGAGAUGCUUCGCAAUGAUGACCCGGAUCAGUACGCGGUGCACGAUCCGCUGCUGGAGAAGGGAAAGGAGAAGUUCAACAAGAUGCAGGCCAGGAUGAAGAAGAGAAACCGAGAGUGGGCGGGCCGGUCGCUGGACUGA
This is a messenger RNA of Closterium sp. NIES-65, 2190 nucleotides long. NCBI's taxonomy places the organism in Eukaryota, Viridiplantae, Streptophyta, Zygnematophyceae, Desmidiales, Closteriaceae. The record is from the annotation of a GenBank genome assembly.